AUGCAUCCUCUCAUCCCUGCCUUCCUCUUCCUGCUGGGAUCCUGCUGCCUUCAAGACGUGGAGGCACGACAAUAUGCCUCCAUCCUCACUGUGCCCAAUGGAGGCCCCUGGGGUACUUGGGGGAAGCCACAUUUUUGCCCCACAGGCUAUGCUGCGGGAUUUGAACUGAAGGUGGAGCCUUACCAGGGAUUCUGGAUAUUUGGUGACGAUACAGCUCUGAAUGGCAUCCGCCUGGUCUGCACAGAUGGCACAAUCGUUGAGUCCUCGGUGGGGCCGUGGGGAACCUGGACUAAGGCCCAGCUCUGCCCCAGCAACAAGAUGGUUUCCUUCUCGCUGAGUACGGAACCACAGCAGUAUCUGCAUGACGACACCGCGGCCAACAACGUGAUGUUCCUCUGUUCUGAUGGAACACAGCUGGAGGGCCAGGGACUUUCAGGGGGUCACUUCGGCCCAUGGAGCGACAGCUGCCACUCUAAAGGCAUCUGUGGGCUCCAGACCAAGGUGGAAAGACCCCAGGGAAAGGGGGAUGACACAGCUCUCAACGAUGUGAAAUUCUACUGCUGUGACUAA
Molecule: messenger RNA, 570 nt
Organism: Struthio camelus australis
Lineage: Eukaryota; Metazoa; Chordata; Aves; Struthioniformes; Struthionidae
Product: vitelline membrane outer layer protein 1
Source: RefSeq, a predicted model, not a curated record